This is a messenger RNA of Ilex paraguariensis (yerba mate), 192 nucleotides long. NCBI's taxonomy places the organism in Eukaryota, Viridiplantae, Streptophyta, Magnoliopsida, Aquifoliales, Aquifoliaceae. The record is from the annotation of a GenBank genome assembly.
ACUACUUUCACUCCAAAUCAUGCUUCAAAUUGCAUCACUUUUGCAGCAAAGCUUUAUGGUUCACAAGGCAACACCCUGUAUGUGGGUAUACCACACAAUGAAGGAAAAAGGGUUUUAUAUAAUGAAAAUAGGCUGCCCACUGCUUUGGCGGAGAGUUUGAAUUACAGUCGCAGUGUGCCAUCGCGGAAAAGG